Messenger RNA from Wallemia mellicola CBS 633.66, 1039 nucleotides. RefSeq lists its product as hypothetical. Gene Ontology annotation, cellular component: chromatin. Lineage: Eukaryota; Fungi; Basidiomycota; Wallemiomycetes; Wallemiales; Wallemiaceae. Bases 260 to 943 code for a protein of 227 amino acids. The record is from RefSeq and is a predicted model, not a curated record. Gene Ontology annotation, molecular function: DNA-binding transcription factor activity, RNA polymerase II-specific; RNA polymerase II cis-regulatory region sequence-specific DNA binding. Gene Ontology annotation, biological process: regulation of transcription by RNA polymerase II. The transcript has 5 exons.
AAAAAUCUAAUUAUAAAAAUAAUUCAAUACCAAUAAACACAAUUAGAAACGUUAUGACGCGUGCGAUGAUUUAUCACUCCAGAUCAGCGUCAUCAGAGGUACGGAUAGCUGACUAUAUAGACUGUGAGAAGAGAGCAAGACAUAUGUUGUUUUAGAGAAGGAAAGUGUAUGAUAACCAUUUUUAUCUAGGAACAUAAUCGACUUUUAUACGCUCCUAAGUGCGCCUAUUUACACACAAUCACGGGCCUGGAAGAGAAUAAUGUACAAAUGCGAGAUAUGCCACGGGAGGUUCAGUAGACCAGAGAAUAUGAUGAGGCAUAAACGGAAUUCCCACAGGUCUGGCGAUCUUCACCCUUAUUUGUGUUCUUGUGGUCGGAGCUACACACGUUCAGAUAUUCUCCUGAGGCAUCAACGUGGAUGCGAAGUGCACAACAAUGGUGGUAAACCCUUGCCAGGUGUCACUACCGCCAACUUAAAGAAGCGCGGACGUAAGCCUAAAGCCGUACACCAACCGUCACAUUCUGCUCCACCGGACGUGACUGAUCCAAGUUAUCUCGCAGGUGUAGCGGCAGCAGCUACUCAGCAGCAACAACAGCAACAACAACAAGGUGUGGCAUUGGAAGAUUGGGGGACUGUCGCUUCAUUUGAUUCAGAUCCGGGUCUUGAUUCAGCAUAUUGGAAUUGCCCAUUAUAUUCCAAUUCAAGUACUCCUGGUACAGAAUUUGACGCUUAUCCGGGUAUACCACUAUAUGAAAAUGGUAACCACUCAAAUCAACAAAUACCACAAGAGAAUACAUCAAGCAGUGACUGGAAUAACUUUUUUCAGCAACAUAAUCAACAACAGCAAUACCAUCAACAGCAACAACAAACUAAUGAAUCAUUCUCUGCCUGGUUAGACGCGCUGAGUUGUUCAUAUAUACAACCAUCUGCAAUAUUGCAUUAAUAGAAAGCUGGACUUUAAUCCGAAUUUUUAACAAUAGGACAAUCAGACAAGGACAAUUUUAUUUCUUUUAUUUCUCUUUUUUUGGAAAUCUCUAAC